AACCAGAGGAUAGAGCUUUCUUCGUUUAGAUCACGAAAUCUCCCCAAAACGAAAAUGAAACUUCUUCUAGUUCUGGCAGUGGCAGUCUUCAUAGCCCACGUGGCUGUGGCCUCUGACGAUGAAGACUACUCCUACGAGUACGGUGAUGACAGCGAUACUACAGAUAACUCGGAAGACAGCUCUUCAGACUCUGGAGACAGCUCUGCAGACUCUGAAGACAGUACUGGCAGCAGCACGGACGUCGAUAGUGGCAACGACUCUGAGGACGACUACGGUUCCGAUGACGACUAUGCGGCUUCUAGCGAAGCUACUGAUGCACCAACUGCUGCUCCAGUAGCCAAGAAGAUUAAGAGGGCUGGAGCCAGGAAGAACAACCAGAACAAGAAGAAUAAGGCAGGUGCUAAACGUCGCAGUGCCCCCGCUGCCAAGAAAAAUAAUAAGAAGAAAGUGGCUAAGAAGCAAACACCUGUUGCCGCCAAGAAGCGGACAAAUGGUGCGGCCAACAAACGCAGGCGCUCUAGAUAA
Molecule: messenger RNA, 525 nt
Organism: Drosophila santomea
Lineage: Eukaryota; Metazoa; Arthropoda; Insecta; Diptera; Drosophilidae
Product: pre-intermoult gene 1 protein
Exons: 1
Coding region: 55-525 (156 amino acids)
Source: RefSeq, a predicted model, not a curated record